Dictyostelium purpureum is the source of this 481-nucleotide messenger RNA. RefSeq lists its product as uncharacterized. Gene Ontology annotation, cellular component: mitochondrial inner membrane. Lineage: Eukaryota; Evosea; Eumycetozoa; Dictyosteliales; Dictyosteliaceae. Gene Ontology annotation, biological process: pyruvate import into mitochondria. The record is from RefSeq and is a predicted model, not a curated record. The transcript has 4 exons. The coding region runs from base 1 to 411 and encodes 136 amino acids.
AUGAACUUUUUCAAAAGAUUUUUAGAUAAAUACACUGGUAACCAAACUGUCUUUAGCAAUAAAUACGCAACACAAUUUUUUACCGCUUUUCCAAGAUUAGCCUUUUUAAAUAAUGUCACAAAUUUAGCACCAAUGAUGAAAUGGUCACUUUCAGUAGUACCAAUCACACAAAUUGUUUCAGGUACUAAACCACCACAAUCAAUCGACGUAUAUCAAGCAUCAUCAUUAUGUGCAACAGGUAGUAUUUGGACAUAUUAUGCAACUUUAAUUCAACCACAAAAUACAGGUACAAGAAUGCUUGCCAUGUGUAACGCAGCAAUGGCAGCUUGUCAUGGUUAUAAUAUUUAUAGAAGAGUUCAAUAUGAUAAAGGAGUAGCUUCUGGUGAAAUAGCAGCAGCCCCUGCCAAAUAAAACAAAUAUAAUUUUAGCAAUAUAAUAAUAAUUUAUACAUUAAAUAAACCACAAAAAAACUUUAAAAUGU